Molecule: messenger RNA, 4224 nt
Organism: Penicillium brevicompactum
Lineage: Eukaryota; Fungi; Ascomycota; Eurotiomycetes; Eurotiales; Aspergillaceae
Exons: 7
Coding region: 1-4224 (1407 amino acids)
Molecular function (GO): protein binding
Source: RefSeq, a predicted model, not a curated record
AUGUCUGACAGGCCUUCCACAUGGUCAAAACUUCGCUCCUGGCGACACCGUGGUGAGAAGGGCAAGGCAAAGGCCAAGAAAACCGAUGAUAGUCUCGCAAUCCACGGUUCGCGCGCGGGCCGUCCCAGCGUACAUAAUCAAGUAUCGACGGCGCCCACAGGGAACACUAGUACCGCUUCGCCAUCUCCCACCCAGCAAGCCCCGGAGCCUUCGAGCAAUCAAGCACACGGACAGUCGAAUCAACCGAAGCCCUAUGCUGACAACUACGACCUGUGGGAUGAAGCUCUUGAUUCAUUGGAGGAGGAUGACAGAUCCGCCGUCAAAAUGAUGCUGAAAGACUGGGAUCAAGGCAGUCCCAAAAGGAAAGAUUUGGUAGCGGAGAUCCAAGCGACGAUGGAUGGGGCACUGAAAAGCAAGCAUCACGACCGGACGACAUCUAUUGGCAAAUUGUUGUCAGUUUUGAACAACUUCCUCUCCGCCGGAGAUGUCGCUGUCAGCUUUGACCCUACUCAUGCUGCCCUGCCAUGGGCUGCUGUUCGCUGUGUUAUCGUGAUUUUCACCGCACACAAUGAGCUAAAAGGGGUCAUUCUCACUGGAAUGGCUGAGGUCACUUCGCUUCUUGUGCGAUGUGACAUGUAUCAACUAUUAUACAUGGCCCCAGAUCCCGCUCUCCGCCCACCCGACGACGUCUUGGCCAAACUGAGAACAUGCAUCGUCCAGACCUAUGCUGGACUGCAGUCAUUCUUCGCUUUCGUGGAACGCCAGCAGACGAAUUUUAAGAUUGACAGUGUAUUCAAGCUUGAGGAUGCACGAGCUCAUAUUGACAAGCUCUCUGGAAGUCAAAAGCAAUUACUACAAGUUGCAGACGACUGUGAGAAAUCCUGCGAUCUGUCAAGCCGAUCUGAUCUCAAAGAGCUUCUUGGUCUAUCGUCGGAGAUUCCUUUCAUCCGGCAGCAGGUAGAUAUGGUUCUGGAACGAAUCGAUGCCAGAGAUGAGCUCGAGAUUCUAGAAUGGAUUUCACCUAUACCAUAUGGAACACAUCACAGUGUCAGAGUGGAAUCUCGCACUCCUGACACAUGUGAGUGGUUGAUACAAACCAAAGAAUUUUGUGAAUGGAUGGACUACGGGUCAUCGGCAAUUCUACGGCUUCAAGGCUCAAUGGGAGCUGGGAAAACAUAUCUCACCUCAAAAGUCAUCGACCACGUUCGAGGUCUGCUUGAAAGCUCAUCGGAUCAUGCGGGCUUUGCGUUUUUCUACUGCAAUCGAAAUGAAGAAAAUCGAAGAGAGCCUCUUUACAUUCUCCAAAGCUAUGUUCGUCAACUCUCAAACGCUGUUGGAAGUACUGAGCAUAUACGAAAAAGGCUCAAGACCAUCAGCAAGCAAACAAGACGCCAAGCAUCUCACUUGGGCCUCGAGGCAUGCAAAACCCAGUUGAUGGAAUCAAUCAAUGAGUACUCUCAGACCGUCAUUAUUCUUGAUGCCCUGGACGAAUGUGAUGAUUACUCACGCUGGCAACUCACUGAUGUGAUAAGGGACUUGGUAUCCAAAUCUAAUCAGUCGGUUAAAGUUUUUAUCUCAAGUCGACCCGAGAACGACAUCAACACACAGUUCUCUGGUAAGAAUAUUAUAAUACAGGCAAUCAACAAUCAGAGUGAUAUUGAAAAAUUUGUCAAUGCCGAAAUAGAUAAGCCUAGGAAAUGGGGGCCAAUAUCCGCAGACCUACGGAGCAUAAUCGUUCAGGUCCUCUGUCAAAACAGCCAGGGCAUGUUCCAAUGGGCGUACCUCCAAAUUAAACAGGUGCUUGGAUUGUCAACCACGGCAGACAUCAAGACCAGGCUUGGUAAGCUUCCGAAGGAUCUUGAAGCAGCAUACGAGGAGAUCUACAGCGAAAUCGUGAACGAGCCGCGGAGAAAGGCUCUUGUGGACCGCGCGUGCAAGUGGGUGAUGGGUUCCUGCACACCUCUCACCAGCGACGAGCUUUUAUCUGCAGUUCACAUUGAUGCCGACGGAUCUUCAAUCAAGUCUGAGGAGCGGUUUAACGAAUCAGAACUGUUGGAUCGAUGCAAUAACCUACUUGUUAUCGAUCCCCAAACCCAUCUUUGGAGAUUGUCUCACUUGUCAGAGCUUCAUGCCCAUGCUGCCAAGGUGUGUCUCAAGCUUCUGAUUGAGAUAUACAAGAUCCCGACCUGCAAAAGCGGCAUGGAAGGUUCAGAUCGCAUGUCCAACAUUGAAUCACCGAAUGAGCCGAGCCUUAUCCAUCCCAUGAAAGAAUAUGUGCGACAUCACUGGGUGAGGCAUGUUAAAGCCUAUGAAAACCAUAUCACCGAGGAAGGACAAGAAGCAGACCCCUGGUUGGCCAAUCUUUUGAAGAAAUUUCUUGGUUCUCCUGGCAAGAGCAGUUUCCAAUAUCGCGUCUGGUAUCGCAGCCUUCCGCCACCUGUGAGAAGCUACACCCCAAGAUCGAGCUUCUUGCGUUGGGUCCCCAAGAUUGAGAUCUCGCCAGAGGUUGUCACAAUUUGCGCUAUGUGUCGCUUCUCGUUUUACGCCCUCUUAAAGGACUGGUGGAACAACGCAGAGGAUACGUUUUCGCAAAUAAAUGAUCGAGGAGCGACUACCCUGCAGCUUGCUGCCAAAGGAGGUUCAAAACAUAUCUGCGAGAUACUCAUCAAACAAGCGAAAGCAAUUCAUCCCAUCUUACCGCUUGAUUUUUAUGGAGAAGCUCUUUCAGCUGCCAUAUCUCAGGGAAAUGCAAAUAUUGUUACGACUCUUAUCGACAAUGGAGCCGACGUGAACUUCCCGUUACGUGGAAGGGCGAACACGAGUGCUCUCGCUGCUGCCGCUAGUGGAGGGAAAAGGGAUAUCGUCAAAAUCCUCAUCAAAAACGGGGCCGACGUGAACUGCUCAUCGCCAGAUAAAGGUUGGAGUGCCCUCGGUGUUGCUGCUGAUGGGGGAAAUAUAAAGAUGGCCAAAAUCCUCAUCAAGAAUGGGGCCGAUGUCAAUCUCGUGUUACAGGGUGGAAGCUACGGGAGUAUCCUCGCUAUUGCUGCUGCCGCUCGUACUGGGGAAAAAGGGACAGAGAUGGUUCAAUUUUUGAUCAAGAAUGGAGCUGACGUGAAUCUCCCGUUAGCGGUUGGACAUUAUGGGAGUGCCCUUGCUGCUGCUGUCGCUUCUUCGGCAGGGCGGGCAGAGACUAUCAACAUUCUCAUUGAGAGUGGAGCUGACGUGAAUCUUCCAUUGGCAGCGGGGCAGUAUGGGAGUGCCCUUGCUGCUGCUGCUGAAGGAGAAAGAGUCAAGUUAGUCAAGACUCUUAUUGAGAAUGGGGCCGACGUCAACCUCCUGUUAUCAGGUGGGAGGUACGGAAGUGCCCUGGCUGCUGCUGCUGCUUCUUUGAACGGAGGUGCAGAAACUGUCAAUGUUCUGAUUGAGAAUGGAGCUGACGUGAAUCUACCGUUGGUGGCUGGAAAGUAUGGGAGUGCCCUUGCUGCUGCUGCUUGUAGCGGAUACACGGAGAUAGUUAGGGUUCUUCUUGAAAAUGGGGCUGAUGUGAAUCAGCUGUUGCCCUGUGGAAGAUAUGGCAGUGCCCUUGUUGCUGCUAUUGGUGGCGACAGUGCAGAUAUUAUCAGGGUUCUCAAGGACAGUGGAGAGGUCGUCAGGAUUCUCAUUGAAAAUGGGGCUGACGUGAACUUACCGCUGUUGGUUGGACAGUAUGGUAGUGCCCUUGCCGCUGCUGCUUAUCGGGGACAGGUAGAGACAGUGAAAAGUCUUAUUGGGCAUGGGGCUGACGUGAAUCUCUUAUUACCGGGUGGAAGAUAUGGGAGUGCCCUGGCUGCUGCUGCGGCUGCUAUUUCUGAGAGAGAGAUAGAGACUGAUGAGAGUCUGAGUGAGAGUGAUGCCGAUAUGAACUCCCUUUUUGCAGAUAGCUUCACCUCCAUUGAUGCUGCCACUGCUGGUUUGAGGGAGGUAGAGAUCAUUCAGAUUCUCAUCGACAAUGGGGCCGAAGUGAACCUUCCGUUGUUGAGUGGAAGAUAUGGGAGUGCACUCGCUGCUGCUGCUGGACAUGAAGAGGUUGUGAAGAUACUUUUGGAUAACGGAGCUAUCCCUGAUCUUUUUCGUCGAUUUGAGACCAAAGGGGCGCCCUAUCCCAGUAUUUGUGUUCUCUUCGAUCAGUGUACUCCAUUUGCAAUUGUCACUGCACUGUGGAACAAUAGAUGCGAGAUUUUCUAG